Molecule: messenger RNA, 1056 nt
Organism: Sporisorium graminicola
Lineage: Eukaryota; Fungi; Basidiomycota; Ustilaginomycetes; Ustilaginales; Ustilaginaceae
Exons: 1
Coding region: 1-1056 (351 amino acids)
Source: RefSeq, a predicted model, not a curated record
AUGCCGAGUCUGCAAAUAGCCGUGCUCUCGAGAUUGGACGAAUCGACCAUCUCUCCAACUUCGGCCACAUAUCACGCUUCGAUCGACACGACAUGGUGCAUCGGCUCGGUGCCACAAGGCGGCUAUUCGCUCUCCAUCAUCCUGAACGCAGUGCUCGCGUUCAUGCGCACGCCUGAAGUCGUCUCGACGGACAUCAAACACGUCUCGCACAACGACCCGCUGCUGCUCUCUGCGACGUACAUCCAGGCGGUCUCGCAUACGCCCGUUGAGGUCCGCAUCCGCGUACUUAAACGUGGAAAGAGUCUGAGCAAUCUGCAGGCGGAGCUAUGGCAGGACGGGACGCUGCGUAUAACGACGCAGGUCUUGCUGACGGAUUUCGGCGUACAGAAGGCGAGCGCAGAGGCUACUCGCGUGAGCGACGCGGCCGAGGAUGCAGACGAUCCAAGCAAGAAUGGCUACACCUUGACGUCGAAGAGCCAGUGGGCGCCCGUCUUCCCGCUCUCACCACCCGACCGCUGCCCCGCUCCCCGCAGCCUCGGCCCCAAGGGUGCCACCGGCCAAUCCUUCAGCUUCGGCGACUUGCUCACCAUCGCCGAAGACCCGCACCACACCCAUUCUUCGCACACCACCAACAAGCUCUCGGCAGGCGCAUACUACUCCCUCGUCCCCCAACCCGCUCCCUCCCUCGAUCCAGACCUCGUCGCAACAGGACGCCUGAGCCAAGGCUCCAACGUAAUCCCCUUCCUCGCAGACAUGUUCACCUCCCCGCCCAUGAUGAUCCCCUCGAAACACCAGGCCCACUGGUACCCCACCCUCCACCUCACCAUCGAAUUCAAACGCGCACUCCCACCCAACCUCUGCCGAAGCGCAACCCUCUCGACAGGCACUUUCAUGAUCAACGGCCAGCACGAAGCCGAUUCCCAACACUGGUCCCACCCGGACGACAAGCACCUGUUCCCCGAACCCGUCAUCCUGGCCAUCGCCAGACAGACUGCGCUCGUACUGCCGUACGCGGUCAAUCGCAAUAAGACCAAGACGACGGCAAGUAAGCUGUAA